UUUUUUCUCGGAAGAAACAGAAGACAAAGGAGUGGAAGAAGAUAGGGUGAGCUACAUGCUUUUGCUUUGGGACGCGGAAAAGAAAAGAAAAGAAAAAAACAGAAGACACUCUCUUCUUCUAUAAAUUCCCCCCUGCUCUUACUGCUCACAUCUAUUGUAAUGGAUACCGCAGGGAAUUUGAAGACAUCAAGCAUCGAAUUAGACCUGGAUCGUCCCAAUAUAGAGGACUACCUUCCUUCUGGAUCCUCCAUUCAGGAGCCUCGGGGCAAGCUUCGUCUGCGUGACUUGCUUGAUAUUUCACCUACUCUUACGGAGGCAGCUGGUGCCAUUGUUGAUGAUUCAUUCACACGAUGUUUCAAGUCGAAUCCUCCAGAACCAUGGAACUGGAAUGUGUAUUUGUUUCCCCUUUGGUGCUGCGGUGUGGUGAUUCGGUAUGGGAUCUUGUUCCCUGUCAGGGUUCUGGUACUGACAAUUGGGUGGAUUAUUUUUCUUUCAUCCUACAUUCCAGUGCAUUUUCUGCUGAAAGGGCACGACAAACUGAGAAAAAAAAUAGAGAGGUCUUUGGUGGAGUUAAUUUGCAUGUUCUUUGUUGCAUCAUGGACUGGAGUUGUCAAGUACCAUGGACCACGACCUAGCAUACGGCCUAAACAGGUUUUUGUGAGCAAUCAUACUUCCAUGAUCGAUUUCGUUAUCCUGGAACAGAUGACUGCAUUUGCUGUGAUUAUGCAGAAACACCCCGGUUGGGUUGGGCUGUUGCAAAGCACAAUAUUAGAGAGUGUAGGAUGUAUCUGGUUCAAUCGUGCAGAGGCAAAGGAUCGUGAGAUUGUAGCAAAGAAGUUACGGGAUCAUGUUCAGGAAGCUGACAAUAACCCUCUUCUCAUAUUUCCAGAAGGAACUUGUGUAAAUAACCAUUAUACUGUGAUGUUUAAGAAGGGUGCAUUUGAACUAGACUCUACUGUUUGUCCAAUCGCAAUCAAGUACAACAAAAUUUUCGUAGAUGCCUUUUGGAACAGCCGAAAGCAGUCUUUCACAAAGCAUCUGUUGCAGCUGAUGACAUCUUGGGCUGUUGUUUGUGAUGUGUGGUAUUUGGAGCCCCAAAAUCUGAGACCUGGAGAGACCCCCAUUGAGUUUGCAGAGAGGGUCAGAGACAUUAUAUCUGUCCGAGCAGGUCUCAAAAAAGUUCCUUGGGAUGGAUAUCUAAAGUAUUCUCGCCCUAGCCCAAAACAUAGAGAGCGCAAUUUUGCCCGGCAACAUAAUUUCUGACUACGUACAAGAGAAAGGACGAUGCUUACCGGCCUAUGACUAUGUUUUUCUCGGUGUCUCUUGGCAUUUAUACGAGCAUCGUUUACCAAAAGUGUUCUGUAUCUACUUGAUUCUGUUGGUUGUGUAUCUCUGAGAAUGGUUGAUGACAUGCAGCUCCUGUUGGCACAUAUCUUAUUUGUGUACUGUAUAAAUCUCUGAUCUCAUUCCCCCUUUGCA
Molecule: messenger RNA, 1479 nt
Organism: Populus nigra (black poplar)
Lineage: Eukaryota; Viridiplantae; Streptophyta; Magnoliopsida; Malpighiales; Salicaceae
Product: glycerol-3-phosphate acyltransferase 9
Exons: 12
Coding region: 160-1263 (367 amino acids)
Biological process (GO): triglyceride biosynthetic process
Cellular component (GO): endoplasmic reticulum
Molecular function (GO): glycerol-3-phosphate O-acyltransferase activity
Source: RefSeq, a predicted model, not a curated record